Molecule: messenger RNA, 675 nt
Organism: Closterium sp. Yama58-4
Lineage: Eukaryota; Viridiplantae; Streptophyta; Zygnematophyceae; Desmidiales; Closteriaceae
Source: the annotation of a GenBank genome assembly
AUGUUCAAGUCCACGGCGGCCACCAAAAUGUCACCACCCACCUACUAUACAAUAGACAUUCAACACUCAACCUACCCCAUCUCACUUGCAUAUUCGCGAUUCGAUAAUACCACGGCGCGCCGCCUAGAUGUUAUUGAUCUCGACCAAGUGAUUGCGCGUGUUCCCGCCCACAACACCCCGCUUAACGGCGAUGACGACACGCUGGCGUACUUUGACGCUGGUGAAGUAGACUGCGACGUAGACGACACCGCCGACGAAGACACCGACCCAGCCAUGGCGCCCACUGGAGCGCGCUGGGAGCCGCACGAGGUUAUGCAACUGGCGUGGAUUCGCCACGACAACGACGAGCAGUGGCGCAGCCAGAACCGCUUGCAAGGCCAAAACCGCGAUGUGAUGCUCUUUGAGAAGCUCAAGGCCCGCCACCCGGACUUCCGUCACGGUUUUGCAGCGGUGAAGGCGAAAGUCUUCCGUAUGGAGGCACAGUACAGGCGCGUGGCGGACCUCCUUAUUAAUUCCUCGGGCAAGGGUCGCCCUCCGAAGAUCCCCAUCUUCUACGAUAUCUUCGACCGAAUCCUAGGCGACCGCGCAAAUGCACGUCCGUCUGCGCUUGCCGGCAGUCUGCCUAGUGCAAAUGUGGUGAACGUGCCAUCAACAAGCACUACUGCUACUAAGUGA